Saccharomycopsis crataegensis is the source of this 1818-nucleotide messenger RNA. RefSeq names its product COP9 signalosome catalytic subunit RRI1. The transcript has a single exon. The record is from RefSeq and is a predicted model, not a curated record. The coding region runs from base 1 to 1818 and encodes 605 amino acids. Gene Ontology annotation, biological process: protein deneddylation. Gene Ontology annotation, molecular function: protein binding; deNEDDylase activity; metallopeptidase activity. NCBI's taxonomy places the organism in Eukaryota, Fungi, Ascomycota, Saccharomycetes, Ascoideales, Saccharomycopsidaceae. Gene Ontology annotation, cellular component: COP9 signalosome; cytoplasm.
AUGACCAAUACAUCGCAUCCUAGUGUCUACUCGUCGUUAGCGUACCAAUUGGCAGCAACUUUGGAUGGUCAUUCGUGCGGCCACCCCCAUUCUGCUGAAGGUUCCAGCUUCCUUAGCACCACCACCGUCGAUUUGAACGAAUUGUUAACCAGAAAACAAAACUCUGAAGAUACUGAUAUCUUGGACACCCAAAACUUCUACAAAUAUGACAAUUUCACCCCGCAAUCUCUCAAACACUCAAAACCGUGGAAGAUCAACCCGACAUAUUUCCAGACUGUCUACAUCUCAUCAUUGGCCCUUAUGAAAAUGACAAUCCACGCGGAUUCUGGUGGGGAUAUCGAAGUCAUGGGGAUGUUGAUUGGCAAAAUUAUCAACAAAGGAAUGGUCGUGAUGGACACUUACUCGUUGCCGGUUGUCGGCACAGAAACUAGGGUCAAUGCCCAGGCAGAAUCAUACGAGUAUAUGGUUAGUUAUUUGGACCAUUUAAAGAAAUCGGGGUACAGAAACGAAAAUAUCAUUGGUUGGUAUCACUCUCAUCCUGGUUAUGGGUGCUGGUUAAGUGGGAUAGACGUUGCCACUGAAAGUUUGAAUCAGAAAUUUCAAGACCCAUAUUUGGCCAUCGUUAUCGAUCCAAAAAAGACCAAGCUCGAUGGUAAAGUGGAAAUCGGGGCGUUCAGAACCUAUCCAGAGGAUGCUGAUGUUCUGAGUCCGGCGAACACCACUACCGUGGAAAUGGAUGGCUCUAAUGGAACAGUAAUUCCAGAUGUCAAAUUGAAGGACUUUGGUGCUCACUGUUCGGAAUAUUAUUCGCUUGACGUAAAAGUGUUCAAAUCAAAAUCUGAUGAAUCGGUAUUGAAGUUAUUAUUGGAUAAUUAUUGGAUUUCUGGGCUAACGGACUUAAUUGACGAUGAUGAUGACGAGGAUUUGAAUUUGUUAAAUAAAUUGGACACCAUCAUUGAUACUCGAUUAAUUUCCGCCAUCAACAAAUUCGACAAAAAUUACCCCAAAAUUAGCGCCAAACUCUCCAAAAAAUCUGAUAACAAAAUAAAUCUUAAAAAAAAAGUGGUUGCCAAAAAACCAGAGUUUCCGGGGUUAAAAUUACCAAACUACGAAGUGGCGUCGAAUAUUGAAAUCAUGAAACUACAUCAACAUCACCAGCUUGGCAAAAAAAAAAAAGAUGAUGAAAUCUCGGAAGAUUAUUAUGAUGAGGAGGUUUAUGAUGAAGAUGAAGAUUAUGAAGAAGAUGAUGACGGUGAUGAACUUAGUGGUUUUAUGAAUUCUCGGAUGACAGAAUCGCUUAGUACUUUAAAGCCACUAAAUGAAGUUGUUCCUCUCGUGGAUAUAAAUAUGAAGGAGGUCGAUGAUGAAGAUAUGGAAGAAAACUACAAUUCGGUGGACUCUGACACAUCCAUCGACAAUAUUUCAACAUUUUCUUCGUCUUCCGGGGUCAUUACGAAUCCUAAAUCGAGCAGCCACGCUAGCAAGAUCAACAGUGGUAGUAGUAGCGCGACAUCGGAAAUAGAAGCCAAAUCCUCGGUAGCUUCAGAAAUAGAUGAUGAAAAAAAAUCAACAGAAUUUGAUUCACGGUAUCGUCGUGGCAAAAAUAUUGGUGGGUACUAUGAAACGCUUCAAGCGGUGUCUAGGAAAUCCAGUUCUGGUGCACAUCAUGAGAGGCAACAGUCGUCGACCAAUAAUCAGAAUAAGUUUACAGAAAUUGGGAAUGAGCUAGCCAAUUUAUCUAAUUUGACAAAGAGUAUUGCUGGUGAAGACUUGAGAAAUUCUAUAAGCUUGAAAUUGCAACAGGAACUCUUUUUUUAA